AUGGCGCACGCGCACAGCGUCCCUUCCCUUCCCCCGCAGGUAGCGCGCGCCCCCCUCUCCGCCGCGGCAGGCACGCGCCUUUCCCGGUCCCGGGCGCGGCCCCGCGGGCUCGGAGGCACUGCCCCCCCCCCGCGGGCUCGGAGGGACCGCCCCCCGCGGGCUCGGCGGCACUGCCCCCCCCGCGGGCUCGGCGGCAAUGCCCCCCCCGCGGGCUCGGAGGCACAUGGCCCCCCCCCCCCCGCGGGCUCGGAGGCACUGCCCCCCCCCCCCCGCGGGCUCGGAGGCACUGCCCCCCCCCCCCCCGCGGGCUCGGACGGCACUGCCCCCCCCCUCCCCCGCGGGCCUCGGAGGCACUGCCCCCCCCCCCCCGCGGGCUCGGAGGCACUGUCCCCCCGCGGGCUCGGAGGCACUGUCCCCCCGCGGGCUCGGAGGCACUGCCCCCCGCGGGCUCGGAGUCAAUGCCCCCCGCGGGCUCGGAGGCACUGCCCCCCGCGGGCGGUUCCCCAAACGUCGGGCACAGAACGCCGGCUGCCAGCGCGGCCGCCGCCCGCCCCCCGGGCUCCCCUCACCCCCGCCGCGCCGCGCGCGGGCGGCGCUUCCCACAGGCCUGGGAAACCAGGUCAGGUGCGACAGGAUGUGCGCCGGGGCGCUCCCGAGCCAGCGGAGAGGCAGAGGCAGGCUCAGGCUCGGGCUCAGGCUCCUGCGGACGGUGCCAGGGCGUGCGGGGAGCCUGAGCGCAGCCGGCACGGCCCGGGGGCGGGAAGGCACGAGGUGACGAGAAGACACGUUCGGUGCCAUCCUCUCCUCAGAUUAAUGCUGCUGAAGCAAACCCCGGCUCACAAAAUGAAUUCUCCCGGAGUCAGGGGAGAAUGUUAA
Molecule: messenger RNA, 876 nt
Organism: Hirundo rustica (Barn swallow)
Lineage: Eukaryota; Metazoa; Chordata; Aves; Passeriformes; Hirundinidae
Product: proline-rich proteoglycan 2-like
Exons: 1
Coding region: 1-876 (291 amino acids)
Source: RefSeq, a predicted model, not a curated record